Molecule: messenger RNA, 3244 nt
Organism: Sceloporus undulatus (fence lizard)
Lineage: Eukaryota; Metazoa; Chordata; Lepidosauria; Squamata; Phrynosomatidae
Gene: AGAP3
Product: ArfGAP with GTPase domain, ankyrin repeat and PH domain 3
Exons: 17
Coding region: 414-2972 (852 amino acids)
Biological process (GO): proteasome-mediated ubiquitin-dependent protein catabolic process
Cellular component (GO): nucleus
Molecular function (GO): GTPase activity; protein binding; GTPase activator activity
Source: RefSeq, a predicted model, not a curated record
CUAUUGCUAUUACUUGUCUGUUGGCUUGACAGCUGUGGCUGCCUGGGGGGAGAGUCCUCAUUGGGGUGCCCAGCGUCAAAAUGUCCACGGAGGCUGCCUGGCACAGCCCCCUACCAUUGUUGCUGCUGCCCCUGUUUUCUUUCCUCUCAGGGGUGUUUUGGGUGGCCACUUUGUCUGUCCAUUUCCCCAUGGGGUGGAGGUGGGGGUGGAAGGGGCUGGCCAGGCACUGGUUUGGGGCAGUUUGGAUUGGGGCAGGAAAAGGAGACACAAAUGGCUUUAAACCCACUCUGGUGUGGAUGGGCUUCCCUCCCACCCCCAAACUGCUGUACUGCCCCCUGAUGUGUGGGGCAGCCCCAGCCGCCACCACCCGACCGCCUUCUGCUCUUGCAAAUGCUCCCUCUGCCCCUCUGUAAAUGUGGGGAGAGGCUUUGGCCCUUUGGGUCUGCUCUCAUUUGGCUCUCUCUUUCCUCUCUGCAGACUCCUUCGUGAACAGCCAGGAAUGGACCCUCAGCCGCUCGGUGCCUGAGCUCAAAGUGGGGAUUGUGGGAAACCUCUCCAGCGGGAAAUCAGCUUUGGUCCAUCGCUACCUGACAGGCACCUAUGUCCAGGAGGAGUCCCCUGAAGGUGGCCGGUUCAAAAAGGAGAUUGUGGUGGACGGCCAGAGUUACCUGUUGCUGAUUCGAGAUGAAGGAGGGCCUCCCGAGCUGCAGUUUGCAGCCUGGGUGGACGCAGUGGUCUUUGUCUUCAGCCUGGAGGACGAGAUCAGCUUCCAGACCGUCUACAACUACUACUUGCGCCUCUGCAGCUACCGCAACACCUCCGAGGUGCCCAUGGUGCUGGUGGGCACCCAAGAUGCCAUCAGUGCCACCAAUCCCCGGGUGAUAGAUGACUCCCGGGCCAGGAAGCUCUCCAACGACCUGAAGCGCUGCACCUACUACGAGACGUGUGCCACCUACGGCCUCAAUGUGGAGCGGGUCUUCCAGGACGUGGCCCAGAAGGUGGUGGCCCUCCGAAAGAAGCAGCAGCUCUCCAUUGGCCCCUGCAAGUCGCUGCCCAACUCACCCAGCCAUUCCUCCGUCUCGGCCUCCUCCAUCCCCUCCGUUCACAUCAACCAGGCGGCCAACGGGAGUGGGGCCUUCAGCGACUACUCGUCCUCCGUGCCCUCCACCCCCAGCAUCAGCCAGCGGGAGCUGCGGAUCGAGACCAUUGCCGCCUCCAACACGCCAACGCCCAUCCGCAAGCAGUCCAAGCGCCGGUCCAACAUCUUCACAUCGCGGAAAGGCACGGACGUCGAGCGGGAGAAGAAGGCGCCCGAGUGCAAGGGGGACACCAUCGGCAGCGGGAGGGCCAUCCCCAUUAAACAGGGGGUCCUCCUGAAGCGCAGCGGGAAGUCCCUGAACAAGGAAUGGAAGAAGAAGUAUGUGACGCUCUGCGACAACGGGGUCCUGACCUAUCACCCCAGCCUCCACGACUAUAUGCAGAACAUCCAUGGAAAGGAGAUUGACCUACUGCGGACGACGGUCAAAGUGCCAGGCAAGCGGCUCCCACGAGCCACCACCACAGCCACCACGGCCCCCAGCGCCAGCCCCAAAACCAAUGGCCUGGCCAAGGAGAGGAGCAGUGCCCAGUUCCCAGGAGGGUCCAGUGCCCCCCCCUUGGCCAGCAGCACCUCCUUGCUUUCGGAGCGCUCAGGCAGUGGCACCAACCUGGUCAGCUUCAAUGUGAAGCCGGAUGGUGGCGGCGGCAGCAGCGGAGGUGGCAGCGGCAUGCACCAGAGGUCUUACUCGGUUUCCAGCGCUGACCAGUGGAGUGAAGCCGUCAUCAUCCCCAGCACUGGAGGAGGCCACCCAGCCAACGGCGGUGGCGGCAUAGCAGACACCCUCAGCUCCAGCCCAAACGUCUCCAGCGCAGCCAGCCCCAAACUGGAGCCCCCGCCCUCCCCACACGCCAACCGGAAGAAGCACCGCCGGAAAAAGAGCACCAGCUCCACGCGCCCAGAUGGGGCAGGCACUGCCCCCGAAGAGCAAGACGAGUCCUUUGAGUUCAUCAUUGUGUCGCUGACGGGCCAAUCGUGGCUUUUCGAGGCCUCUACAGCAGACGAGCGGGAGCUCUGGGUCCAGGCCAUCGAGAGCCAGAUCCUGGCCAGCCUCCAGGGCUGUGAGAGCAGCAAGAACAAGGCCCGGCUGGGUGGCCAUGGUGACGCACUCGCUCUGCAGUCGAUCCGGACGGUGCGCGGGAAUAGCUUCUGCGUGGACUGCGAUGCACCCAACCCGGACUGGGCCAGCCUGAACCUGGGGGCCCUGAUCUGUAUCGAGUGCUCGGGCAUCCACCGCAACUUGGGCACCCACCUCUCGCGCGUCCGCUCCCUGGACCUGGACGACUGGCCGUUGGAGCUGGUGAUGGUGAUGACAGCCAUUGGCAACACGGUGGCCAACUCCGUCUGGGAGGGGGCCGUGGAGAACUACCCCCACCCUGGGCCAGACAGCUCCAGAGAGGAAAAGGAGCGCUGGAUCAGGGCCAAGUACGAGCAGAAGCUGUUCCUGGUCCCCUUGCCCCACUCGGACGUGCCGCUGGGCCAGCAGUUGCUCCGGGCCGUGGUGGAGGACGACCUGCGGGCAGUGGUCACUCUCCUGGCACAUGGCACCAAGGAGGAGGUCAACGAGACGUACGGGGACGGAGACGGCCGGACGGCUCUGCAUCUCUCCUGCUCCAUGGCAAAUGUGGUCUUCACGCAGCUCCUCAUCUGGUACGGAGUGGAUGCAAAAGGACGGGAUGCCCGGGGCCAGACCCCGCUGGCCUAUGCCCGGCGCGCCGGCAGCCAGGAAUGUGUGGACAUCUUGCUCCAGCAUGGGUGCCCCAGCGAUGCCGCCCCUGGCACCACGGGCCCCCUGACCCCCAGCCUCCCCCGGCGCAACACCAACAACAAUGCCGCCUCGACCUGCUCCGAGGCCCCCUGCCCAGCCACCCACUGAAGGGCCCUCCCUGCCCCCACCCACUGUCCCCUCUCAGGAGGGGGUUCGGCCCCAGUCAGCAAGAAGCAAGGGCAGCUCGUCAGCCUUCCUCCUGCCCACGGUGCCUGAGGACAUGAGGAGGGGGGCUCUGGGUGGCCCAGACUAUCACCCCAGCAGGGGGCCAGGAAUUAUGUGAGCCCCCCUGGAAAAAGGGAAGUGGACCCACGUGCCCCCCCCCCCCGAAAAAGACAGGCCCUGCGCAGCUCCCCUCCCUGACCCCCAGCCCCCCUUUU